Messenger RNA from Trichechus manatus latirostris (Florida manatee), 2571 nucleotides. It is a transcript of the gene ALS2CL, whose product is annotated as ALS2 C-terminal like. Gene Ontology annotation, biological process: regulation of GTPase activity; endosomal transport. Bases 1 to 2571 code for a protein of 856 amino acids. Lineage: Eukaryota; Metazoa; Chordata; Mammalia; Sirenia; Trichechidae. Gene Ontology annotation, molecular function: small GTPase binding; guanyl-nucleotide exchange factor activity. The record is from RefSeq and is a predicted model, not a curated record. Gene Ontology annotation, cellular component: cytoplasm; cytoplasmic vesicle. The transcript is spliced from 24 exons.
AUGUGCAAUCCUGAGGAGGCAGCCCUUCUGCGGCUAGAAGAGACCUUCUCAGCCACUCUUGCCCGCAUCGACAGCCUUGUCCUGCAGCCCCUGCUCUUGGCCACCCCGGAGCCCUCGGAUCCCUGGGGCAGAGAGUGCCUGCGGCUUUUGCAGCAGCUGCACCGGAGCUCCCAGAAGCUCUGGGAGGUGACGGAGGAGAGCCUGCACUCACUGCAGGAGAGGCUGAGCCACCCGGACUCCAUCGGCCUGGAGACCCUGCUGCUGCUGCGUGGUGCUGACCAUGUCCUGCAGGUCCACAUGGAGUACAUCGAGUCCUACACGAGCUGCGUGGUGGUGCAGGCCUUUCAGAAGAUAGCCAAGAGGAGGAGGAGAGAGGAUGUGCUCUGCAGCCCUGCUCACCGGCUCUUGCAAGACAGCCAGGACAUUCCAGUGACAGUCUCCCCACUGCGGGCACAGCGCGUGCUGCUGUUUGAUGACACCCUUGUCCUGCUGCAGGGCCACCAUGUCCACACCUUUGAUCUGAAGCUGGUGUGGGUAGAUCCUGGGCAGGACGGGUGCACGUUUCAAGUUCUCACGCCUGAAGAAGAGUUCUCCUUUUGUGCCAAGGACCCCCAGGGCCGGGUGGUCUGGCAGUGGAAGGUGACCCAAGCCGUGAGCCAAGCCCUGCGUGGGAAGAAGGACUUCUCAGUGCUGGGGGCUGGCCCGGAGCCGCCCGAGCUCCCCGCCUGCCGCUGCGUACAGUACACCUUCCGCAUGGAGGGCCGGCUCUGCCAGGCCACCUACGAGGGCGAGUGGUGCCGGGGCAGGCCCCAUGGCAAGGGUAUCCUGAAGUGGCCGGACGGGCGGAAUCAUGUGGGGAAUUUCUGCCAUGGCCUGGAGCAUGGCUUUGGCAUCCGCCUGGUGCCCCAGGCCGCUGAGGACAAGUUCGAGUGUUACAAGUGCCACUGGUGGGAAGGCAACAUGUGUGGCUAUGGCGUCUGUGAGUACAGCACUGAUGAGGUGUACAAGGGCUACUUCCAGGAAGGCCUGCGGCAUGGGUUUGGUGUCCUUGAGAGCGCCCUGCAGGCCCCCCAGCCCUACAAGUACACGGGCCACUGGGAGCGGGGUCAGAGGAGCGGCUAUGGCAUCGGGGAGGAUGGAGACAGGGGCGAGCGCUAUAUCGGCAUGUGGCAGGCUGACCAGCGCCAUGGCCUGGGGGUCGUGGUUACCCAGGCAGGCGUCUGUUACCAAGGCUCCUUCCAGGCGGACAAGAUAGUGGGCCCAGGGGUCCUCCUCUCUGAAGACGACUCCCUCUAUGAGGGCACCUUUACCAGGGACCUGAACCUCGUGGGGAAGGGCAAGGUCACUUUCCCCAAUGGCUUCACCCUGGAGGGCUCCUUCAGCAAUGGGGCAGGGAGAGGACUGCAGAUACAGGGCGUGCUGGACACAGCUGCCCUCCCACCGGACCCAAGCAGCAUCCGUAAGCGGCAGCUGGGCCUGGGCGCCUUCCCUGUGGAGAGCCGUUGGCAGGGCGUCUACGGCCCUUUCCGGGACUUUGUGCGCGCCAGCUGCCCCGGGGACCUGCAGGAGGCCCUGCUGGGCUUCCACACCCAGAGCUCCAGGGAGUUGCGCAAGUCUCAGGAGUACCUGUGCUGCCAGAGGACCCACCCUAAGGACAGCAAGAGCAGUAUUGAAGACAUCUUGGAGGAGCUAUUGCGGCACCGGGACCCCAAGGCCCUUCAGCCAUACCUCAGGAAGGCUCUGAGCAACUCGCUGCACCCCCUGGGAAAGCUGCUCCGCACACUGAUGCUGACCUUUCAGGCCACGUACACGGGUGUUGGGGCCAACAAGCACUUGCAGGACUUGGCCCAGGAGGAGGUGAAGCAGCACGCCCAGGAACUCUGGGCUGCCUACAAGGGUCUGCUGCAGGUUGCCUUACAGCGAAAGGGUCAGGCCCUGGAGGAGGAGGAGGAUGCAGAAACCAGGGCCCUGUGGGUACAUGGACUGGUGCUGCCUCUCAUUCUGCCCAGCUUCUACCCAGAGCUCUUCACUCUCUACCUGCUUCUUCAUGAGAAGGAGGACAGUCUCUACAGCCAGGGCAUCACCAACCUGAGCCUGUUCCCCGACACCAAGCUGCUGGAGUUCCUGGAUGUGCAGAAGCACCUGUGGCCCCUCAAGGACCUUACACUGACAACCAAUCAGAGACACUCCCUGGUCAGGGACAAGUGCUUCCUGUCAGCCACUGAGUGCCUGCAGAAGAUCGUCACCACGGUGGACCCGCGGGAGAAGCUGGAGGUGCUGGAGAGGACAUAUGGGGAAAUUGAGGCCACUGUGUCGCGGGUGCUUGGCCGGGAGCACAAGCUGCCCAUGGACGACCUGCUGCCGCUGCUCAUCUACGUGGUGUCCCGGGCCCGAAUCCAGCAUCUGGGAGCUGAGAUCCACCUGAUUCGGGACAUGAUGGACCCUAUGAGCACGGGAGGUCUGUACGACUUCCUGCUCACGGCCCUGGAGUCCUGCUAUGAGCAUAUCCAGAAGGAAGACAUGAGGCUGUACCGCUUGCCCAGCCGCUGGGGCUCCAGGGAUCGCUGGUAG